GGGGGGAUGCUUACUGUCUACUGUCUAGGGCGCCGACGUAGUUCUAUAAAUAGCAUCGGGACGCUCGGUGUCGAUUGUGGUACCCAAUAGAACCAAAGACCCGCUAAAUCCACAGGCUAAAUCGUCGCGGCGAAAUUAGAGCUCGUCGUAGACACCGCGAUUAUAUCCGGUGGGUCCAAAUACUUUCUAUAAAAUACACAUAAAAAUUGGUCAAUCCGAGGGGACAAGGAUCAGAAAUAGUGUCGGAAGAGUGAAUAUCUUUUAAUAAAUGCCGUGCUUUCUCUCACUUUCCAAUGUGGUGGUGUUGGUCUACAACCACAUCGUUCGUAGGGGUGACAUACUAUAUCGGCUGCAGUACUAACGAUCAGUGGCCUAUUAAAACAUAUAAAAUAUUUAUUACCUUCAUCCAGGUAUAAUGUACAGAUAUUCCGAUGGACCUGAACGUCAAUACUCUGCGAAGAGUAGUUCCUUGAAACUGUAAUUACGGAAGAGACGAUAAAACGAGCGACGACCAGCCUUGAAUUUAUCCGAAAUUUACCUAAAGCUCGGCUUAUCGACGCUAAAUAAAAAAGGUGAGCUUUCGAUUUGCCACCACUGGUUUUUGCCGGUAAAAUAAACACCUCCUACCCGGGUGUAAAUGAUACCACAUGCUGCUUCUGCAAUUGGUUCAUUUUAUAAUAUGAAUAUGGGCGAUUAGAGAAAAGGACUCCCAAAUUCCGAAAUUGACAUCAUGGCAUUGGUGAUGCUUCCCUGUGAUUUGCCUUGGUGGCCUUCAGUCGUGAAACAACUGGACCAAGCAGCGGCUGCAACAAACUCUCAGCAACUUUUAGAAGCAAUGUAUCGGUUACACGAUAUGUGCAACAUAAGUCUCGACCCAGAGGAAGAUGUUCAGGACCCAAACUUAUUUGCCGAAUUGGCAAGGUUCUUGGACGAAGACUUCACUUCAGGGGAAAGGGAACAAUUCUUCACAAAAACAAUUCCAAAGGUAGUACAACAUGCCAAGUCUCUCAAAUCUACAAAACCUCCGGAAGGACUUCAUUUUAGCCUGCAGCAACAAACCGAUAGUGCAGAGUACAGCUACAACUUUGUUUCAUCCCUGAUAGCAAAUGCAUUUUUUUCAACAUAUCCCAAAAGAACGAGAAAAACUCAUCCUACGCUGCAAGAUUUCAACUUCACUAAUUUCUUCAAAUAUCUUCACAUGAAUAGUCAGAAGGCAAAAUUGAGAAGCAUAUUUGCCUACUUUAAUUUCUUGAGCGAGGACACGUCAUUGGAUGGACAAUUAAUAAUUUCCAGACAGGUGAUGUCGUCAAAACAGUGGUUGACAAUAGAAGAUUGGCUCGAGAGUAGCAUCCCUCUUUGUCCUCUCACUAUUCGCCAUGAAGGAAGGGUGGAAAGGGCUGAAGCUCACUUACUGCAUGUAUGCUUCACUAGUUCAAGGCUAGGUGGUGGAGUAUUGAGCAGCGAAAUUACACAAGAAAGCAUCCAAAUGGCAACGCAUCCUGAGCUGUUGGCUGCAUUACUCUCUGUUGAAGCAUUAGAAGACAAUGAGGUCUUGAUCAUAGAAGGUGCCAGAAAUAUUUCCAGGAUAAUUGAUCCAAAACAUAGAUCUACUUUUGAAAGUAUACCAAAACCAAAAACAGUAACAAUAUGCUGUAUGGAUGCCGAAGACUAUUCUACGCUGCCCCUUGCACAAUAUGAGGAAGACAAUGUGCUGCGAGAAAUGAACAAAUCGUUGUUGGGAUUCAGGCAAAGGCAUGUCCCUAUCAGCCCAACGAAUCCUGUCAAAUUGGAGCCAGAUCCAGGUGCUCGGCGGUUGUCACCGAUUGGAGAAAGUUUCAGUAGCACCCCGCCAGAGGCCGAGGAAAAGUCAAUCGCAACAAUUAAUUAUAACAUUAAAGCAUCGACAAAAGAGAUAAACGGUUCCGACGGUGUGGAAAUGAGAACAAAACCAAAUGGUAAAUCAGUCGAAUCGCUAAGUCCAGCAAAAACUACAGGCUGUUCCAAUAAAAGAGGCCGAUUCAUAGUUCUUGGCUCAAGUGGAGAAGUUUUGCCUGUUACCAGAAAGUCCUUAGGGCAGGUGUCUGUCUACAGCAGUUGCAAUAGCCAAAGCACUGACAGCUUCCAUAGCGCGAAAGAAUCUGUCGACGAGGAUCAAGAAGAUGAAGAGCAAAAGCUCACUAGGCUUUAUAGCGCACAGUUAGAUUCGUUCGAACGACGAGGGACUUUUGCUCAGAGACUGAAGGAUGCUUUGAGGCGAGAAAGUACAGCAACCGGAACAACGUCUUCAAUUUCUUCUGCAGGCAGCAGUUAUGCGGUUGGAAUAAGCGUGACCGGAAGUCAUGUCGGUGAUCCAGAUAUUAAAGUGAGGAGAGGGGGAUCCAGAGGAUUUGUUUUAAGAGAUGAUACGGUGGAUGAAGAAUUUCUAAAGGAAUCGUUGGAAGCUGAGCAAAAGUGGCUUGGAAGAUUCAAGCAAAGUCAACAUCCGAUGCUGCAAAGACGCGAUACCAACGCGAGCAGCAAGUACAGUUUUAGUACGGAAUACAGCUCAGAAUUUUCUUCAGAACUUGAAGAAGUCUACGAGCAAUUAUCUAAGUGGCUGGAGGAUCCUAUAGUUGCUGACGAAAGCCGUGAAUUAGAUGCAAGAGAUAGAGCUGUGGUAAGAUUUGCUGGUUCGCUUUUAAAGAGAGCGUUGAGCGAGUCGUUUGCAGGCGUUCCUGUCCAAGAGGGAGAACCUCAAGCUUUAAUUGGCACCGAGGAGGUUCAAGAACGUCAUAAGCUGGCAUUAGCAGUCAGAAGCCUGAGCUUAGAGCUUGCGCGGCACAAGCAUAAAAGACAGCAUUCGGUUCCCGAAGGUGAGUACAAGAAUUAUGAAGAUGCUCUGAGUGAAGAUCCUGCUGUAGCCAGAGAUGUUAAAUCGACACAACGCAGAAAUCUCUGGGUCAUUUCUUUCACGUCUGAAGUGAGACAGACUCUGACCGAUGACGUGGCUACGAUUUCGCUGCCGCAAGGUUUACCGUUGACCGAUACAGAAACAAUAACAACAAUAACACAGGAUAACAAGUGGUCAAAAAGUUUUGCUGAACUUCUACCCCACAAUUUUCCAAGAGUUGCGAUUGCAAAGGAAGAUAAGAGGAUGCUGCACUGGAGCGAAUUAGCGACAUCAAUAGCCGAUGUCUCUCAAGAAAGCAGCCCUCAGGCCGGUGGCUUAUUGCCAGUAGUAACUGGGAACUGGGGUUGCGGUUCACGACUGAAAGGCGAUCAUCAACUAAAACUAGCGAUACAGUGGCUGGCAGCUUCUCUCGCUGGUGUGCCCAGACUGAUUUACUACACAUCUGGCCAUCCCAGUCUGUCCAAGCUCGAUACGGUGAGCAGGGUAUUGGUGGACAGGCAUUGGACAGUCGGAGAUUUGGCGACAGCAGUGAUGCGGUUUGCAGUUAAAACCAUUGAAGAGAGAAUCGAGGGAAGAAACAGUCUUUUCGAAGAAUUAAUUGGAAUGGAUAAGCCUAGUCCUUAGCCCAACACUAUGCUGGCCCUUCUGGUUAACAUCCUAGCAACUAUGAUUGAGGACAGUUUGAAAAUUCAAUGAAUUUCCGGUACGAUAUCAACAGAUAACUGUAAUGAAGAUUAGAGUUGAAUUGAAACUAAGAAUGAAAAGAGGAAAAAAAUAGAACAAAAUGAUCGUAUAAAGCUUCAACUAGCUUGGCUACAGGCAGUGACUUUCAACUUCAUGAUCACUGAAUUAGUUCUAGACGCUAUCUAAAAUGAAUAAUUACUUUUUUCUUUUAUUCGUUUUUUUCUCAUAAAUGAUCAUUUGCAAUGAAGUUCAUCCAGUACCGAGGUACGCUGAAUACUCAAGCCGUUUCAAGUAUUGAUGUCAGUUUUAUGAAAUCGGACAUCGGACAACACGUCACAUCAUACGCUACGAGCCCAAGUCAGAUUGAGAUAGAAGCUCGUAAUCAUCAUCGUCAACGAAACCGCUGUGGGCUCGAGUCUGUAUACGAGAUUAUCUUGUAUUUCGGAACAAAGUUUGUCAGUGAACAAUAAACCAAGUUGGAAGUUGCGGUAAUGACAUCUUGUGAGUCCACAGUAUGCAAUAAUUAAAGAGUCAUAACAUAGAUAUACCAAGUACUAUACAUAUAUUUUGUACAGUAAUAUUUACAAUAAAUGAAUGCGUGAAUAGAAAGGAGAUGUAUGAAAAUAAGAAAGUGAUCAGAUACUUUGGUAGAAACUUUUAAUUGCGGAAGUUUUAGAGUUACAUUUAGUAAAUCUUUCAAACAAAACUAACAAAUCGAUACCCAUAUUUAUAUCAAGUGUUUACAAAGUCUACCUUUGGAGAUUAGAAUAAAAAAUAAUAAAACUAAAUUGAAUUGACGGAAAAAUACAGAUAUCGGUCGAGUUCAUGAAACUAAAUAAGUAUUGGAUGAUAUCCUGAUGAUUGAACUAACGUCUUCCAUUUUAAUAUUCGGAUGCAUGUAAAUGCAAUUGUCAACAAAAUGAAUUGCCAGCUGCUUUCUAAAAUCGCGAAGCAAAGUCAUUUGAAAAUGUUGACAAAAAGUAAAUAAAAAAAAAACUAAAAACUAAACAUUACUAACCACGAUAUCAAUAAAAAUGUAACAUACCAUUAAAUGAAUACCUCCUGCUGGCAUUAGCAAUGAAUUUAUAUUGCAUUUGAGUUGGUGAUUAAAUCUGAUCAAUGUUUAUAGUUCACCAAAAAAAAUUCAGUACGUGAUGGAAGUACUUUGGGAUUAUUAUUCGCGUUUGACAUAUCCAAUUUAUUUAAAUAUUUAUACUAUUAUUCUUUCAAAAAAUAAUAAUCAAAAUUGAUAUCGGAA
Messenger RNA from Athalia rosae (coleseed sawfly), 4832 nucleotides. RefSeq lists its product as uncharacterized. Lineage: Eukaryota; Metazoa; Arthropoda; Insecta; Hymenoptera; Athaliidae. Gene Ontology annotation, biological process: carbohydrate metabolic process; nucleotide-sugar metabolic process; regulation of DNA repair. Gene Ontology annotation, molecular function: poly(ADP-ribose) glycohydrolase activity. Gene Ontology annotation, cellular component: cytoplasm; nucleus. The coding region runs from base 731 to 3514 and encodes 927 amino acids. The transcript has 16 exons. The record is from RefSeq and is a predicted model, not a curated record.